AUGAAAGAACCCCGGAUUUUCCCUAGAGAGCGGCCAACUCCUUGGACUCGUGCUCAGUUGCCACCUCGAGGACGACUCGACGGUUCCUUGGGACCACAGGGGGGUCCUGUCCUAAACACAGGUCACCCGCUGGGCAUGAACUCUGAUCCCUUCCUUAUGGCAACUGGUUCUCUUGGUGGAAAUUUGGCCCCAUUUCCAAGGAACCCAUCGCCUUUUCCAACUUCAUCAGGCUCAUUGGCUUCAAAUCCAGCACCUUUCCCUGCUGGUGCUCGUGAUCCAAGCAUGGCUUCUUUUCCAAGAGGGAUGAAUCCCACUGGCACAGGUGCAGUUUCUUUCCCAAGGCCUGGUGGCCUCUUGGGCCCAGGUCCAGGCCCAGGCCCAGGCCCAGGCCCAUCUCUAAACCCAAGGGCAGGGGCUCUACCAGGCCCAGGGCCUCUGUCUAAUCCAAGGUUAGGGGGUCUCCCGGGGCCAGGUCCUAUGUCCAACCCAAGGGCAGGUGGUCUCCUGGGAACAGGUCCUGACCCCAGAAGUGGCGGCCCCAUGGGCCCUGGAUCUGGGCCCAACCUGAGAGCAGGUGUCCUGUUGCCUUCUGGGAAUGGUGCUCCUAAUCCUAGGCCUGUUGGCCUGGGACCAGGACCCAGUCCCAAUCUGAGAUCAGGCUUCGUUGGUACAAACCCUGCCCCGAGAUCAGGUAUGUUUCCAGGCCCUGGCCUUGGGCCCAACCCAAGAGCAAAUAGCCUGGGCCCAGGCCUUGGGCCCAACCCAAGGGCAGGUGGCCUGGGACCAGGCCCAAAUCUGGACACCAGAGCAGGUGGCCUCCUGGGCACGGGAUCUGGUCUUAACUUAAGGAUGGCUGGACCUCAAGGCCUAGAUCUUGCCCCCAUUUUAAGAGCAGCAGGUCUAUUAGGAGCAAAUUCAGCUGCUUUCUCACAGGCUUCUGGAAACAUGGGCACAAGCCCAUCCUCUAUGGCAAGAGUACCUGGCCCCAUGGGCCCAAACUCGGGUCCUGGUUCUCGGGGAAUUGGCCUUCCAGGGCCAAAUCCAUCUCCCAUGUCCAGAGCUCCUGGCCCCAUAGGCCCUAAUUCAGCUCAUUUUUCAAGGCCAGCUGGGCCUAUGGGAGUAAAUGCCAGUCCCUUUCCAAGGGGGACCGGUUCAGGGGGGCUGAAUCCAGCUGCCUUUUCUCAGUCUUCUGGCACAUUGGCUUCAAAUCCAGCUAACUUCCAGAGGUCUGCUGGCCUCCAGGGCUCAAGUCCAGCAAUUUUCCCAAGAACCUCUGGGCCACUAGGCCCCAACCCAGCUAACUUCCCAAGGGCCAGUGGCUUGCAGGGCCCAAGUCCUGCUGCCUUCCCAAGGUCUACUGGCCCAUUAGGCCCUGGUCAGGUUACUUUCCCCAGGUCAGCUCCUGGGCCCCUGGGCUCUUCUCCAGCAGGCCCUGUGGGCAUCAACCCAGCUCCUUUUGCAAGGCCAACUGGGACCCUGGGUCUAAACCCGGCUUCCUUUCCAAGGAUGAAUGGCCCCGUGAGCAAGACUUUGGUCCCAUUUCCUAGAGUGGGGAACCUCCCAGGCACAAACCCAGCUGCUUUCCCCAGACCAGGGGGUCCUAUGGCUGCAAUGUACCCAAAUGGAAUGUUACCCCCUUAAACACUUUUCUCUCCAGAACCACUCUGGUUUCCAGGCACCGUGGUUCUGGGCAGGAGCUGUGUUUUAGGUAAAAGGGUAGAUCUGGAGCUACAGUCUGAAGUACCAUAGCUGGGGCUCAAGUUCAAAUGAGCCAUCUUUUUCCUCCGCUUCUUUCUUGACUGAAGGUGAAAUGUUACUUGUGAGAGAUGGACUACUGCAGGUGGGAAUGAUCCUGACCUUGAGAGAAAGGAUCUCCAGCCCUCCAGAAGCCUGCUGUGCUUUUGUCCCACAGCUUUCUGCCCCUUGUUUCUUACUAGUUUCUUGAAUUGUUCUUGUGGACUUUUCCUCAGGGAUACAUUGGCCUGCAGGUCCCAAUUCAUAUGUAGUCCUCUGCUCACCACUGGAGAAUCAGCUCACUGCUCUCUAGAACUGUUGCAAUGGUGAAUGGACCAUGCUUCAGCAGCUCUGCCCUGGGCAGCUUGGACCUGGUCAUCCUCUACUGCCAUACCUUUCCCUGAGGGCUUGAACACAGAACAGGGAGGUGGGCAACCACUUCAAAGACCCACCAAAUACAAUUUUGCUUGAUUAACUGGGCCUGCAGCUUCCUUCUCCUGGGACUUAGAGGAGGCCAGAAUCAAGGCUCCACCGCUCACCUAAUUCCCUCUCCACUAGUACUCCCGAUCAAAGAACCUCAAAAUUUAAACUGACGUCAAUGGGAAUAUGGGAACUGGGGUAGGGGGUGGGGGGAUGAAGGGGAGAAAUCACUGUGCUUCGUUCAGCCUGAGGUGAAAGGAUGGUUGGUGUUUUUCCUGCAUUGUAUCUUUUCUUACUGUUUCUUUAAUAAAUGGGAUGAGAGGGC
Molecule: messenger RNA, 2479 nt
Organism: Panthera uncia (snow leopard)
Lineage: Eukaryota; Metazoa; Chordata; Mammalia; Carnivora; Felidae
Gene: DERPC
Product: DERPC proline and glycine rich nuclear protein
Exons: 1
Coding region: 1-1641 (546 amino acids)
Source: RefSeq, a predicted model, not a curated record